Botrytis fragariae is the source of this 1416-nucleotide messenger RNA. Its product is annotated as putative mannan endo beta-mannosidase protein. The coding region runs from base 1 to 1416 and encodes 471 amino acids. Gene Ontology annotation, molecular function: mannan endo-1,4-beta-mannosidase activity; carbohydrate binding. The transcript has 4 exons. Gene Ontology annotation, biological process: substituted mannan metabolic process. NCBI's taxonomy places the organism in Eukaryota, Fungi, Ascomycota, Leotiomycetes, Helotiales, Sclerotiniaceae. The record is from RefSeq and is a predicted model, not a curated record.
AUGCGUCCCUUUUCCCUUCUUGCGUUAGCAUCACUAGCCUCAGCAGCCGCUGUUGUGGAUGUCACAAACGGUGCGAAAGUCGAAGCUGAGACUGGUAUCCUCAAUGGAGUUACGGUUGGGAAUAAUCCAGGAGGCUUCUCCGGUUCUGGAUUUGUCCAGGGUUUCGAUGCUGCAUCAGAUAGCGUGACGAUUACCUUUCAGAGUGCCAAGCAGGCUUUGUACGAUGUGAUCAUUCAGUAUGCUUCUACCUCUGGCGAAAAGCAGACUACGAUGUCACUCAAUGAUUCGGGAGGGUCUGGGAUCGUACUUGGAGCAACAUCUGAAGAAAGUCCAUGGGCCAAUGCAACGGCUGGCCAAGUACUUUUGAAGGCUGGCACCAACACGAUCACAUUCACCAGCAACUGGGGGUGGUACUUUAUCGACGCCGUGUACGUUUCUCCUUCGGCUCCACCUGCGAAGCACCAAGUCACAAGCAAGUUGGCCACAUCAAACCCUCUCCCUAUCACCCAAACUUUAUUCAACAAACUUCUUUCCAAUUAUGGGAACGGUUCGAUCUUUUCUGGCCAAUCAGAGGCAGCCGGAAUCGCAUGGUUAGAAGAGAAUGUUGGAAAGACACCGGCGAUUAUUGGUCUGGAUUUCAUGGAUUAUAGUCCAAGUCGUGUGGAGCAUGGCACUACCAGCAACGAGGUUGAAGAUGGGAUUGCAUUCUCCGACAGAAAUGGAAUUGUCGCAUUUCAAUGGCAUUGGAAUGCCCCCUCACAUCUCAUAGACAGCCCGGCCGAGCCAUGGUAUUCAGGCUUCUACACCGCUGCCACAACGUUCAAUCUGACAACCGUUCUUGCGAAUCCCUCGAGUGCAGAUUACGCACUCCUGAUCAGGGACUUGGACACUAUCGCUGCCUUACUCCUCCGCCUCCAAGCAGCUAACGUUCCCGUUCUCUGGCGGCCUCUUCACGAAGCCGAGGGUGGCUGGUUCUGGUGGGGCGCCCAGGGGCCCGAAGCCUGUGUGGCUCUCUACCGGCUCAUGUUUGACCGGUUCACCAACCACCACCAGCUGCGCAACCUGAUCUGGGUCUGGAAUUCUGUAGCUACAGCUUGGUACCCCGGCGAUGACAUGGUUGAUAUUCUCGGCUACGACUCGUAUCCACCUGCUGGCGACCACGGCGCCGUAAGCGCUCCAUACCAGUCAUUGAUCACUUUGGGCAAGGAUAGAAAGAUGGUUUCGCUUCCUGAAGUCGGCAAUAUCCCCGAUCCUGAUCAACUCAAGCUAUAUCAAGCUGACUGGAGCUAUUUCGUGACAUGGAAUGGGGCGUACAUUGAUACGGACGAAUUUAACAGUCUCGACUUUAAGAAGAAAGUCUUUAACAACCCUUCAGUUAUCAACCUUUCAGAUCUAGGUAACUGGAAGUCAAAUUAG